Alternaria alternata is the source of this 2206-nucleotide messenger RNA. RefSeq lists its product as hypothetical. Gene Ontology annotation, molecular function: DNA-binding transcription factor activity, RNA polymerase II-specific; RNA polymerase II transcription regulatory region sequence-specific DNA binding; zinc ion binding. Gene Ontology annotation, cellular component: nucleus. The transcript is spliced from 7 exons. The record is from RefSeq and is a predicted model, not a curated record. The coding region runs from base 413 to 1975 and encodes 520 amino acids. Gene Ontology annotation, biological process: regulation of DNA-templated transcription. Lineage: Eukaryota; Fungi; Ascomycota; Dothideomycetes; Pleosporales; Pleosporaceae.
AACACGUCAAGCACGUCGCUCUUCGCAUAACCUGAAAAUCACCCGAGAUCGUCAGCGUCUCGCAGCGGGAAGCUGUCAAAAUUGCCGCUAAGAAAUUCUCGCGGUGCACUUCUCCGCUAUUGGAUGUCCUGGCAGCCUCCGGGAUCUUCCUUCCAAGGUUCGGUUCGGCAAAGCACGCGACCGCAGACAUUCACCUGUCCCUUGUGCCUCUAAACCCACACCUCUCCGCCACUCGUCUACCGCGACUACAGGCUCUGCUGUGCCACCAAAGAACGUGUCCCUGGCGCACCGCGACCUUCUUUGCUCUUUCCGAUGCUUCAGUGCCUGGCGAGACCCCUGUCGUAACACACAUGAACCUGCGCGUCUCCAAGAAAAGCACCCGGCUCUGACACCGACCCACUAUCCACACUUGAUGACGGAAGCUGCACGACGAUCAAAUGGAGCUUCGCCAGACAACAUGGCCGAAUCCAAAGAAACAGACAAGGACAAAGUUGCCCCAGAUAAUGACGUGUCCAAAGCCCAUUCUCCUGCGAAGAGCAAACCCAAUGCGACCAAUUCUGAGGCGCCUGCAAAGCCACCAAAAAAGCGUAGAAAAGUAAACCAUGCAUGCAUCUACUGCAGACGUUCGCACAUGACCUGUGAUCUCGAGCGACCAUGCACACGCUGUGUAAAACGAAAUAUUGGACACCUCUGUCACGACGAGCCGCGUGAAGGUGUUAAGAAGUCCAAGUCUGAGCCAGAGAAUGGUGAUGGACAGAGUCAGCCCACUCAGGUCGAGUCAACUCCCUCCGAUGCAGCAUCAACGGCCGCUCCACCAGUUCCGGAUGCAGGGCUUAACCUGGCCACGCAUCCAGUACCUCCUAAUAGGGAUGCCAGCACAACAUCAGGUACCCGAAACGACCCCGUAUCCGCGCCACAAUUGCCUGCUUUGACGGCUGGUAGUCAGCCUUUUUUGGGUUACGAUGGUUUGCUCUCAUCUCAGAACAACCUUCAGGACAUGCAAUUCCACCCUUCAUAUAUGUUCAAUACCUCAGAAGUUAGCAAUGAGUAUAACCUGCUCAACGAUUUCCUCAACAACAGUCUCAUGGAUGACGGUGCAUUCUAUGGAGGCAAUGACUUCCACAGUCUCUUCACCGAUGCCUCACUCAUGAACCAGAUGGACUCUCUGAAUAGCAAUUCUGCCUACAGUGCAAGCACAUCAAGACCGCCCCAAUUACUUCCACCUCCCGCGCAGAAUGCCGCUGGGAAUGCUACAUCACGACAAGCAGCUGGGGUCCCCAUCGACAAGGCCAGAGAAAGAUACCUCGUCACAGCCGCCGACCCUGCUGGAAACGACAGUCCUGAAGAGCGCAUGAACAAACUACUCAAAGCGAAAGUCGACGCAGGGCUCCUAAAACCUUUCAACUACGUCAAGGGGUAUGCCAGAUUAAACCAGUAUAUGGAACAAAACCUGCAGCAGGCAUCUCGCAUCCGCGUACUUCGCCAACUAGAUCGCUUCCGGCCCAAGUUCCGCGAGCGAAUGCAGAGCCUGACGGACGUCGAUCUAGUACGCAUUGAGAUGUGGUUCGACAAGAGCUUAAUGGAGUACGACCGCGUCUUCGCUAGCAUGGCGAUACCUGCGUGCUGCUGGAGAAGAACAGGCGAGAUAUAUCGCGGCAACAAGGAAAUGGCGCGGCUCAUCCACGUACCGAUGUCGAAGUUGCGAGACGGUAACAUCGCUCUGCACGAGAUCAUUGCCGAACCAUCCUUGGUAUCGUAUUGGGAGAAGUUUGGCGCCAUCGCAUUCGAUCAUACGCAGAAAGCUAUUCUGACGAGUUGCUCCCUGAAGAAUCCAGAUCCGCAUUCCAAGGAUCCAGAGAUACGGUGUUGCUUUUCAUUUACGGUGAAGCGAGAUGCUUGGAAUAUACCGGCGUUGAUUGUGGGUAACUUCCUUCCUAUCACUGAGGCUACGUCGGGGUCGCUACCAGCUUCGUAGAACCUUUAUGGCAAGUUCACUGCUCACCGGCGGCAUUGAACUGUAGUUUGUAAUGAGUUGAGGAUGUAGCAACAUUGGACUUGGAUGUCUAGAUGCAUCCACCAGAAAAAGUAUGUACACAAUCUGUUGUGAAGGUAAUUAGGACUGCGGCAAGAGGCUUACUUCAACAUGUAUAUCCUAUUGCUUGCAUUUUUAUCUGAUUGUAUUUGUUCUUCCGUCUCUAAUUCAGAU